AAAGUCUCACUGUCAACUAAUUGAAAGUGACUAGAGUUUUUGGUGUUGAUCAAUAUACAACGUAACUUGUUUAAGAGAUGGCGGAUCAUCCUCGUUCCAGUGAGCAGCAGGAAGCCGAUGAUGCAGCUUCCAAAGGCUGUGGGAUGUUUGACUUUCUCAAGAAGAAGCCCGAAGACGAACCUUCCUCCGAGAAUGCCGUUGUGACGACGACCAAGGAAGACAAGGAUGCGGAGAAGCCUUCUCUCGCUGAAAGACUCCACCUUUCUGACAGCUCUUCAUCAAGUGACGAGGAAGCGGGUGGAAAUGGGGAAAAGAAGGAGAAGAAGGAGAAGAAGAAGAAGGUGUGUGGUCACAACAAGGAAGAUGCUCCAGAUCAGUGUGAAACAGAGGAGAAGAAAAGCAUCAUGGAUAAGAUCAAGGACAAGCUUCCUGCUGCUAAAGGUCAUGACCUAGCCAACAAGGCUGAUGAACACGAGGAUGGGAAGGAGAAAGGGUUUAUGGAGAAGAUGAAGGAUAAGCUUCCCGGGGGUCACCAUGGAAACCCUGAACCUGAACCUAAUCAUGUCAACAGCAAGGAGAAAGGGUUUAUGGAGAAGAUCAAGGAGAAGCUUCCUGGUCAUACCAAGCAUGAUCAUGACGAUGGUGAGAAGAAGAAGGAAACCUAG
Molecule: messenger RNA, 665 nt
Organism: Eutrema salsugineum
Lineage: Eukaryota; Viridiplantae; Streptophyta; Magnoliopsida; Brassicales; Brassicaceae
Product: dehydrin ERD10
Exons: 2
Coding region: 78-665 (195 amino acids)
Biological process (GO): response to water
Cellular component (GO): membrane
Source: RefSeq, a predicted model, not a curated record